Gamsiella multidivaricata is the source of this 1820-nucleotide messenger RNA. RefSeq names its product ribonuclease CAF1. Gene Ontology annotation, cellular component: Cajal body; cytoplasm. The transcript is spliced from 5 exons. Gene Ontology annotation, molecular function: snRNA binding; 3'-5'-RNA exonuclease activity. Bases 245 to 1675 code for a protein of 476 amino acids. The record is from RefSeq and is a predicted model, not a curated record. Gene Ontology annotation, biological process: snRNA 3'-end processing. Lineage: Eukaryota; Fungi; Mortierellomycota; Mortierellomycetes; Mortierellales; Mortierellaceae.
UCCACUUUCUACAUCGACUGCCAAGCCGUCCUCGCCAAGACAGACAACAAUAAAACAAUAACAGCAGCGGCAAUGCAUACCGUGGAACUGUAGACAGGAAAUCAAUGAACAGAACACAUGCACCUCGCUGCGCCGUUGUCAAAGGGGGGUGACUGCAAUUGACAACUUUAUACUCCCAGCACUCGCUCUUCCUGAUCUCUUUAUUCGAUCACCACGACCGACUCAACCCUGGUCCGACAACAACAUGCACGUCGCCCAGAUUCCACUCCCGACCUACAACCAGGUGACAAAGCACAACCUGGCGCUGAUGCAGCCCAUGAUCAUCCAGCUGAUCAAGCAGGCCACCUUCAUUGCCCUCGACGCAGAGUUCACAGGAUUGGGGCCAAAAGUAGCUGCCACGCGGACAGCGGAUAUCCAGGAGCGAUACCAGCAUAUGUGUGCACUUGCCAAGAGUCAUGCGCUGGUCGCAUUUGGCCUGUCCAUCUUUAUCAAGACUGAACCCGCUUCCGAAUCCAAAAGUAUGGAUGGUACUGCGGCAACGGGUGGUGAAGUGAACGAUCGAGAACGUGGUUACAAGGUCCACAACUUCAACUUUUCCAUGCUGAGCGAGACGGACUACGCUGUCAGUCCCAGAAGCAUGAUCUUCCUAGCUGAGAACGGACUGGAUCUGAACCAAUGGAUCAUGGAAGGGAUACCUUACACAGGAGGUGAUCGGCUGGUCAAUGAGGGCGGACGUGGCAACCCGAACGGCAUCAUGAGAUCCAUCUUCAAGCGCAUCAUGUCACGGCAGGUCCCAGUCGCGGUGCAUAACGGAUUUCUGGACCUGGUUUUCCUCUACCAUAGUUUUUAUGCGAGUCUUCCACCAAAGUUGUCGACAUUUGUCGCUGAUCUCUCAGAUAUGUUUCCAGGAGGACUAUUUGACACAAAGUAUGUUUCCGACUACAUGACGAGGGAACGGUCGAGCUUUUUGGCAUAUCUUUUCCGAAAGUAUGAGAGAGACGAUAGCCGCGCAAGGGAAGAGACAGACCCAUCAUCAACGCAGGUUUACUCGACAUUUCACAUUCAACCGCGACUCGGAUUACCGGCGAUCCAGCAAAAGCCCAUUUCAGAGACAUCAUCGAGCGACCCCCAACUCGCGUAUUGUGAGGACUAUGCUUUUCAUGGAGUAUGCAAAAAGAACAUGUGGUGUGGGAAAUCGCAUGAUCUGGAUCUCAUUCUGGAUGCGGAGGAACAGCGGCGGGAUUCCAAAAGAAGGAAGACGCAAAAGAGAAGUCAAGAUGCGCAGGACGCAGAAAAGGUCGCGGAACCAGGCAAUGCUCAAAACAAUGUCUCCGAUAACGUCUCAGAAACAAAAAUGCCUACGCCAUCAUUGUCAACUGAAGAAACGACGGAGCUGUCAAUGCAAUCGAGUGUGGGAACAACCAAGGCAACUGCGAGGGCAGCGAAGGCGCCUGAGAAUGUGGUCCAACCUGGCGAAAAGUUUCAUUCUGCUUACUUUGACGCCUUCAUGACCGGAACGAUUUUUUCUCACCAGCUGAACCAGCACACGCCCGAGGAGGUCGAAUCGCAGGCCAAAAAUAAGGUCUAUCUCAUCGGUAAGAGUAUUCCGCUUAUUAUCGAGAAGAGUGCCUUUGCAAAGUUUAGCCUUGAACACGAACGCUCGCGAGCAUUAUGAUCCGCGUGCUAAAUAAAUGAGAGCAGUCCCGCCUCCGCAUUGUUUCCCGGGCCGUAUAAAAAACUGAUCUCAGCAAAUGUCUGAGAAAGAGGUACCCUGCCCUUGACACGGUUUUGGCUUGAUUAGGUUCUGGGUAUCCGACCGC